This is a messenger RNA of Haliotis rubra (blacklip abalone), 1101 nucleotides long. Its product is annotated as 3-hydroxyacyl-CoA dehydrogenase type-2-like. The coding region runs from base 99 to 881 and encodes 260 amino acids. Gene Ontology annotation, biological process: androgen metabolic process; fatty acid metabolic process; estrogen metabolic process. Gene Ontology annotation, cellular component: mitochondrion. Lineage: Eukaryota; Metazoa; Mollusca; Gastropoda; Lepetellida; Haliotidae. Gene Ontology annotation, molecular function: estradiol 17-beta-dehydrogenase [NAD(P)+] activity. The record is from RefSeq and is a predicted model, not a curated record. The transcript has 5 exons.
UCCUUUCCAUGCUGGAUCCUUCUUUUUGUCAGCUGGAGGUGUGUCGCUAGAGGCGAAGAUCAUUGGUCAGACUCUUUACCUUGACCUUUGAAACCAACAUGGCAUCCAUUGGCACGCUGAAGGGUCUUGUAGGGCUGGUGACAGGUGGAGCAUCUGGCCUCGGGCGUGCAACAGUGGAGAGAUUUGUGAGGCAAGGCGCCAGGGUCGUACUGUGUGACCUGCCAUCAUCCGAUGGAGAAGAAGUAGCCAAGAAGCUGGGAGACAACUGUGUGUUUGCUCCAACUAAUGUAACAUCGGAAGCUGAUGUGAAGAAUGCCCUCAGUAUUGCCCAGAGCAAGUUUGGUGGGCUAAAUGUUGCUGUCAACUGUGCUGGCAUAGGCGUGGCAUUCCAGACAUAUAACUUCAAGUCCGGGACACCACAUGAUCUGGAUGACUUCAAGAGAGUGCUGGAGGUGAACGCGGCAGGAACUUUCAACGUGAUUCGUCUAGCCGUAGGUCUCAUUGACAAGAAUGAGCCGAAUGCCGACAACCAGCGGGGCGUCAUCAUCAACACCGCCAGCGUCGCAGCCUUCGACGGCCAGAAGGGGCAGGUGGCAUAUUCAGCAAGUAAAGGAGCCAUUGUAGGCAUGACCCUCCCAAUUGCCCGAGAUCUGGCCAGAAGGGGCAUCCGGGUCUGUACCAUAGCUCCAGGCUUAUUCGACACCCCUCUGUUGGCUGGACUACCUGAGAAGGUGAGAAACCACCUGGCCAGCACUAUCCCGUUCCCCAGUCGGCUGGGGGACCCAGAUGAAUACGCUCACUUUGCCCAGUCUAUUGUGGAGAACCCUCUGAUGAACGGAGAAGUUAUACGUGUUGAUGGGGCUCUCAGAAUGAUGCCAUGAAUAUCUAGACUUCCUCAGACUUGAUCAAAUCAUUAGAUGACCGAGUGUGUGUGUCCAGGGAUCGUGGUGUGGGACCAUGUAGUGUCAUAUGAAUCUGACUUGAUCAAAUCAUUAGAUGACCGUGUGUGUGUGUGUCCAGGGAUCAUGGUGUGGGACCAUGUAGUGUCAUAUGAAUCGCUGUGCUAGAUUUAUUGAAUAAAACUAUGAUGUACAGAUUGUA